Messenger RNA from Phialemonium atrogriseum, 3267 nucleotides. RefSeq lists its product as uncharacterized. Lineage: Eukaryota; Fungi; Ascomycota; Sordariomycetes; Cephalothecales; Cephalothecaceae. Gene Ontology annotation, molecular function: microtubule plus-end binding. The transcript is spliced from 2 exons. Gene Ontology annotation, cellular component: cell tip; spindle; microtubule associated complex. Gene Ontology annotation, biological process: establishment of mitotic spindle orientation; cytoplasmic microtubule organization; nuclear migration involved in conjugation with cellular fusion. Bases 253 to 2835 code for a protein of 860 amino acids. The record is from RefSeq and is a predicted model, not a curated record.
UUAAAUUGGGAGAGUCAUUCAAUAACCAAACCGAUCGAGAAAUUUGGCGGCGCGCAUUGGCCUCGGGGGUUUACCGGACGGAGGCAAGUUGUGUCUUGCCCUGCCGGAGAAAACGAAACAAAGGCUAGCCCCUAUUCGCGCGCGCGCGGUGUGUGGUAGUGUGGGGUGUAAACAAUGAGGCACCCGGCCAAGGCAUUUGAUUUGCAUGAACACUAGGCACCUCGCUGAGGGUGCCAAUAUCUUCUUCCCAACAUGACCUCCACAACAACAUCAACCUACUCUACAACCACCCGACACACGCUUUCUCGAAAGAGAGGCCCCGGUCUCAGCGCAUUCGCCACGGCAUCCACUCCAAACCUGAACCAGCUUUAUUCGUCUCAUUCGUCGCGCCUCGCCCCCCCGUCACUCUCCCGAAAAGCUUCAUUCGCCGCCCUGACCCAGAACUCGCUUGCCUCCAUCCCCGAUGACACCGAAGCCUACGCCCUCAACACCGUCCUGACCAGCGACAAAAUGCCGGCACCCCUCACACCCGGCAAGCUCGGUGCGAGGGACGACCUCGCCACGGGCGACGCCGUCGACGUCCCUGGCAACAUGCACGGCACAGUUCGUUUCGUCGGUACCGUGCCGGGCCGGAAAGGAACCUUCGCCGGAGUCGAGUUACACGCGGACUUUGCGUCGCGCGGGAAGAACAGCGGCGAUGUUGACGGUGUCUUCUAUUUUACCACCACUGUUCCUGGCGCCGGUAUCUUCCUGCCCCUUUCCAAGGCAGUCAAACGAGAUUCUACGCCAACAUCGGCAAGCUCCAUUCCCCUCACCCCUACCGCAGCGACUCCCGGCGGCUUGAGAGUCGGAAAUCAGAACUCAACCAAUUUCACCCCCCCAACACCAUCCUUGCCCAAGUUCAGCCAGUCUGUCGGCCAGUUCAGCCAGUCUGUCGGCCCGGGCCGCGCCCCAAGCCCCGCUGGCAAGAGAUCGAGAGGCUCUCUCCCCCGACCCGAGUCUCCCGUCCGUCGGCUCCAGCUCGCCACCCCCCGGCCACCCAUGGGGACUCCCGGUCCCAGACCACCCGCCCGAUAUGGGAGUCCGACGACAAACAAGUUCGCCCAGAGCGUCCGCGGGACGGCUGGCGAUCCCAGCAAGCGGCCGCCAGCCCGCGACGGGAAAACCAGCAUCGGACCCCGCAGCGCAUCGGCCCUGGGCAACACCACGUCGUCAAAUUACACCGACGACGAGACCACGCCGGUAGGGGUUCCGCGGACGACGACGACCAACGGCAGCAUCGGCUCGAUAUCCUCGCUCAACUUGAAGCUGCGGCCCGUGUCGCGCGCCGCCUCGCGCGCCGGCGCCCACACCAGCGACGAGGACGUCGAGAGGCUGAGGGCACAGCUCCAGGACCGCGACCGCCAGCUCAAGGAGCAGGCUUCGAGUCUGGCCGAGAUGGAGGGCAGCAUAAGCGAACUGCAGAGUCUGAUAGAGGGCUCCGACGGGCCGCCUCCCCUCUUGCGGCGGGGCAGCAUGGAGGACAGGGAUGCUCCGCAGCUGAGGGCCUUGCUCAGGGAGAAGAACGAGAAGAUUGCCAUGCUGACGGCCGAAUUCGACGCCCACCGCGCCGACUUCCGGAGCACCAUCGACACCCUGGAGAUGGCGAGCACGGAGACGGAGAGGGUGUACGAGAAGCGCAUCGAGGAGUUGAUGCAGGAAGUCCACGAUCUCCAGGACCGCACGGCCGACGUGGACAAUGUGGCGUCGCAGCUGAAGCAGCUGGAGGAGCUCGUGCAGGAGCUGGAGGAGGGCCUGGAGGAUGCCCGGCGGGGAGAGGCCGAGGCUCGAGGGGAGGUCGAGUUCCUGAGGGGCGAGGUGGAGAGGACAAGGUCCGAGCUACGCCGCGAGCGCGAGAAGGUCCAGGCCCCGGGCGGACCCAACGGUGCUGCGAACGGCAACAACCUCUCAAUCUCCAAGGAUCUGGAGCAGAAGGAAGACGAGAUCCGCGGCUUGAAAGCCAUCAUCCACUCUCUCAGCCGGGAUUCCGUCCCGGGAGGCGACGGCGCCGACAGGACGCCGACCCAGCGCUCUGGCUCGCUCCGCUCGGCGCGGCAGGAGUCCAUUGACGACCGCUUGGCGCGGGAGAAGCUGGAACGCGAAGUCGCCGAGCUCCGGGCGCUCGUCGAUAACAAGAGCGGCCGCGAGGACGAGCUCGAGCGCGAGAUCGAGGCGCUCCGCCGGGGGAGCGCCGCCCUGGGCAAUCGGCACAGCGCCAUGACGAUCGGCAGCAACGCCAACGACCGCAACUCGCUGCGCGACUCCCGCAGCACCGUCAUCCUGGCCCCGCGGAGCCCGGAGGCCCACCACAAGUCUCUCGGCGGCGGUCUCCGCCACAGCCGGGGCAUCACCCUCGACACGAUGCCCGAGAGCGACGCGUACAGCACCGCGACCGAGAAUAGCACCCUCUGGUGCGAGAUCUGCGAGACCUCGGGGCACGACAUCCUGACCUGCACCAACAUGUUUGGGCCCCAGGCGGAGCAGAAGAAGGGCCAGGGCCCCGCCGAGGAUCCCUCGUCGUCGUCGCCCAAGACGGGCAGGGACGUCGUCCGCGCGGGCCUGAAGAACCUCGGCGUCCCCGGCCCGGACGACGACAUCAAGCCGGCUCCCCUGUCGCCCCUGAAGAGCAAGGCGUCGGCGCCCCUGCUCUCCUCGGUCAGGAUCCUGCCGAACCCCAUGGAGUCCGGCCCCGUGGCCGGCAAGGAGAGCGGCAUGGUGGAUUCGGCCAAGUGGUGCGCGCUGUGCGAGCGGGACGGCCACGAUAGCGUCGACUGCCCGUUUGAGGACGCCUUUUGAGUGCCUCACAUGGGCAUUCUCGACUUCGAUGCUCGCCACACGCAACCACCGGGGUUUUUUAUCAUUCACGGAACGAAACCGAAGCUCUCUUAUGGGAUAAUGCGCAGAGCUUGUCAUGACGGAUUGGCACGGGGAAAUGAACUGUUACAUUACGAACGACGAAACCCAUUUCGCUUCUAGACCGCGCUCUUUGUUCAUCAGGAGUUCUUCACUUCUUGGGAGCUAUGUAUUUAGCAGCGGGCUGGCUGGUGGGAGCUGGAAGAUACCCCAUACACUACCCCAUGGAGUUUGUUGUUUUUGCAGUAGGAUUAUUUUAAUGAAGAGUACAUGACCGUUACCGUUGAUCGCGUCCCUAGCCUGUGCGAGGUUUGGGAAUGCACUGUACGAUGUUCCACAUUUAGAAACACAGCUGAGCCCCUUGCACCUCAAUGG